UCACGUGCCGCCGUCCAGCUGAGGACGCUUUUCAUCUGAGGGAGCGGCGCUAAUUGCCGAGCGCGUCAGCAGCCGUGAGCGCAUGGAGCGGAGGGGUGAUUAAAUCAUGCCUUCUGAAUGGAGGCCAGGCAAGCGGCUCCGUUUCUCCGCCCCCCGCCCCCUCACCAAGCCCACCCUGUCUCCUCCGGCGAGCGGCAGUAAGAGGCUCGGCUCCAGCGCCAGUCUCGGCAGCUCGCGCUCCAUGCCAGCGCCACUCGGCCGCGCCGCCGCUCCUGCUCGCUCACACCACAGACUGCACGCCUCGGCAUGGACUGGAACCUCCGGAGGAUGGACAGCGAGCUGAGGGAGAUCAAUCCGGACCUGCUCCAGCCCAGCAAGAGCUUCAAGAAGUCGUCUUCAGCCACCGUCACCCUCAACGUGGGGGGCUACCUGUAUGCCACUCAGAGACAGACGCUGUCCAGGCACCCCGGCUCGCUGCUGGAGGAGGUCGCCAGCGGCAAAAGGCCUGUCCAGCAUGUGGAUUCCAUGGGCAACGCUUUCAUAGACCGGGACGGCCCCGUCUUCCGCCACAUCCUCAACUUCCUGCGCCUAGGCGAGCUGCUGCUGCCCGAGGACUUCAAAGAAGCCGAGCUCCUGAAGCGCGAGGCCCAGUUCUACCGCCUGGAUGACCUGGCCCAGGCAGUGGCGGACUGGGAGCAGCGGCAGGCCGUCCAGCAGGAGACCGCCUUCCUGGAGGUGACCGACAGCCACGAGCGAUCCCAGGGCCUCAAAGUCUACUGCAGUGACCCAACGUUCAUCGAGGCAGUCAAAGGCCGCCUGGUGCAAGUGUCCAAGAGCCGUCUGGACAGUUUCCCAGAGGAAUUCGAGGUCUCGUCCAACAUCAUCCAGUUCCGCCAUUUCAUAAAAUCGGAGAUGGGCUCUCGGCUCGUGCUGAAGGAAGACAGCACCUUCCUGUGCAAGCUGGAGUGCCUGAAGCUGGAGAUCGUCUUGCUGGCUCUCAGGGGCGGCUACCGGCUCCUCACCAACCUGGACAGCAGCAGGGGGUCGGUGGUGCAAUGCGAGGCCCUGCACUUUGUCAAAUGACCUGCCGGGAGCGUUUCUCUGGGCUGCUCAACUGAAAGGCUGACUCCGCCAAGAAAGAUGAAGGUGGUUCUUUUCCUCUUAAGAGAAAACACUUAAUGAUUUCUAGCUUUUCUUUGCUGUUACUGCCCCAAAAGCCUCAGUAUACAAGAAUUGAUGAGUAUUGUGUACCUUCUGCCUGCAUUCAGAUUCGUUUAUGUCGCGCGCACUCUUAGAUUUUAACUUCCAGCUUCCACCUUCCCGCUGUGAGAACAGGCAUGAGGCUUCGUGCAACAGGCUGCUCAAAAAACGCUGUUACUUAUGGCAAUCUUCCUGGCUCUUUUCCCUUAUAAUAAAACCUCCAAAGUACUCAAUGAUCUUGAUAUCAUAAAACAGUAUAUGAAAAAAUUUAACUGGCAUUAUUCGUUGUAUUUGUUCUCCUUCAUACAAAUCCAGGUGCAGGUCGAGAAAACAGUACGAGCAAAUGUUUAAUAAUGCAUGCUUAUAUAAAAGUGGUUGUUCUAACUGGAGCGAUCGUAUGAUUUGUAUUGUGAAGUGACUUACGAUCUGUGUUCUCCUGUAUCUGUGAUUAGGUUUUCCAGAAAAAUAAAAGGUGUAGUAUUAUGGAUGCUA
Molecule: messenger RNA, 1692 nt
Organism: Brienomyrus brachyistius
Lineage: Eukaryota; Metazoa; Chordata; Actinopteri; Osteoglossiformes; Mormyridae
Product: BTB/POZ domain-containing protein KCTD4-like
Exons: 1
Coding region: 307-1083 (258 amino acids)
Biological process (GO): protein homooligomerization
Molecular function (GO): protein binding
Source: RefSeq, a predicted model, not a curated record